Molecule: messenger RNA, 1404 nt
Organism: Miscanthus lutarioriparius
Lineage: Eukaryota; Viridiplantae; Streptophyta; Magnoliopsida; Poales; Poaceae
Source: the annotation of a GenBank genome assembly
AUGGAUUCCAUAGGAGGACACACAGCCACCGGCGGCCGGCGCCGCCGCGUGCUGUUCUUCCCGCUCCCGUACCAGGGCCACAUCAACCCCAUGUUCCAGCUCGCCGGCCUGCUCCACGCGCGUGGGUUCGCCGUCACCGUCUUCCACACCCACUUCAACGCUCCCGACAAGUCCCGCCACCCUGCCUACGACUUCGUCCCCGUGCCCGUCUCCGACUGCUUGCCGGAGGGCAGCUCAGAUGUCUUCCAGGUGACCGUCGAGCACAUCCUCGCCGUGAACCGCGCCUGCGAGGCUCUGUUCCGGGAGCGCCUGGCCGCCCUGCUGUCGGAGGAUCAGGCAGCACGGGACGACGUCGCGUGCCUGGUCGCUGACGCCCACCUGCUGACGCUGCUGGACGUGGCGCGGGGGCUCGGCGUGCCCACGCUGGUGCUGCGCACCGGCAGCUCUGCGUGCCUCCGCAUGUUCGCGGCGUUCCCCAUGCUCUGCGACAAGGGGUACCAGCCUGCGCAAGAGUCGCAGCUGGAGGCGCCGGUGAGGGAGCUGCCGCCGUACCGCAUCCGGGACUUUCCGUCCACCACCAGCGCCUAUCACGGCGUAAUAAGCGAGGUGAUUUCCCAUAUAGUGACGGCUGUGACGACCUCCUCGGGCCUCAUCCUCAACACCAUGGAUGCGCUCGAGUCCGGCGAGCUCGCGUCGCUCCGGCGAGACCUCGGCGUGCCCGUGUUCGACAUCGGCCCGCUCCACAAGCUCUCUCCAGCGGCCUCGAGCAGCCUGCUCUUGCAAGACCGUGGCUACCUUGAGUGGCUCGACGCGCAAGCCCCGGCGUCCGUGCUCUACGUCAGCUUCGGCAGCCUCGCCAGCAUGUCUGCCGCCGAGCUGGUGGAAACCGCCUGGGGCAUAGCCAACAGCGGCCACCCCUUCCUGUGGGUGCUCCGGCCGGGGCUCGUCCGUGGCACGUCGCCGUCCGAGGCAGAGGCGCCACCCCUGCCCGACGGCUUCGACGACGCGACGCGCUGGCGGGGCGUGGUGGUGAGCUGGGCGCCGCAGGAGGAGGUCCUGGCGCACCCGGCCGUGGGCAUGUUCUGGACGCACUGCGGCUGGAACUCGACGCUGGAGAGCGUGUGCGCGGGCGUGCCGAUCAUGGCCCGCCCGUGCUUCGGCGACCAGAUGGGGAACGCGAGGUACGUUGAGCACGUGUGGCGGACCGGCCUCACGCUCGACGGGGAGCUCGUGAGGGGCAAGGUGGAGGUGGCCGUGGCCGCGCUGAUGGGGCCAGGAGAGCCCGGCGCCGGGCUGCGGCGGAGGGCGCAGGAGCUCAGGAGCAGCGUGGCGGAGUGCAUGGCCAAGGAUGGGUCGUCCUGCACGAACGUCGACAAGCUGGUAGACCACCUACUGACACUGUGA